UAUUUUAAUGGCGAGCGAACUACUUUCAAAUGCGUCAGUGCGUCAGUGUAUAUUGUGCCCAGCCCUUCGGAGGAUAAAUUGUGAUUGCUUUUUUUUGUGUUUACAUGGAUAUUCUGGCAGUUUUGUAAGGUAGUAGGGGGCCACUAUGCCAGAAGAAACCAAGGUGCCCGCUGUUGUAGACUCUGAAGGGGUUGAGAAUGGCCCUGCGAGUUCUCCAUCGCCCUCAAAGAAGAAGACGCCAGUUAGCAAAGGGAAGUUGGUCCAUGCCAGAGUGGCCCUGCUAGACGGUUCUCUUCUUGAUGUUAACAUUGAGCGCAAGUCAAAAGGACAGGACCUGCUAGAUAAAGUGUGUGAGAAUUUGAAUUUGUUGGAAAAGGAUUACUUUGGGCUUACAUAUGAAGACCGACAUGACCCUCACAACUGGCUUGAGAUGGACAAACGUAUUGCCAAGUUUGUCAAAAAUGAGCCAUGGAAGUUCAAUUUUGAAGUUAAGUUCUAUCCUCCAGAUCCUGCUCAGCUGCAAGAAGAUAUUACUAGGUAUCAACUGUGUUUGCAGAUUAGAAAUGAUAUUUUAAUGGGAAAGCUUCCGUGUUCGUUUGUGACACAUGCAUUGCUUGGCUCAUACCUUGUUCAGUCAGAGAUUGGCGAUUAUGAUGCAGAUGAGCAUGGCCGCAAUUACCUCAAGGACUUCCGAUUUGCUCCCAAUCAAACCCCGGGGCUGGAAGAGAAGGUCAUGGACCUUCAUAGGACUCACAAAGGUCAAACACCAGCAGAAGCAGAACUUCAUUAUCUUGAAAAUGCCAAAAAAUUGGCAAUGUAUGGUGUUGACUUGCAUCCAGCAAAAGACUCAGAAGGUGUUGAUAUCAUGUUGGGAGUUUGUGCCUCUGGUUUACUGGUGUAUAGGGACAGGUUACGUAUCAAUAGGUUUGCAUGGCCGAAGAUAUUAAAGAUUUCAUAUAAACGACAUAAUUUCUACAUCAAAAUUCGUCCUGGUGAGUUUGAGCAGUAUGAGUCUACAAUUGGCUUCAAGCUGGCAAACCAUAGAGCAGCGAAGAAAUUAUGGAAAGUUUCAGUAGAACAUCACACAUUCUUCAGAUUAAUGACACCUGAACCAACACAAAAAACAGGGCUAUUUCCUCGGUUUGGCUCCAAGUUCAGAUACUCAGGACGAACCCACUAUGAGACAAAGAAGUCACUUAUUGAACGACCCGCUCCUCGUUUUGAACGCAGUCUUAGUGGGAGAGGCCUUACUUCACGAAGCAUGGAUGCUCUGGCUGGACCCAGACAGACAGAAGAAGACUUCAACAAGAGGCAUACCAUGUCGCAUCCUCCAGAACACAUUCCAGACAUGGAACACAUCGAUGACAAGCCAAAGCCAGUCAAAGAGCUGAGGAAGAAAGAAGAGAAGCUCAAGGACAAGUUGGUGCGCAAAUCAAGUACGGGCACAACAUCAGCCAGUUCAUCAAGCUCUAUGGAAGGGGAGUAUGAGGCACAGGGGCGGGAAGAGGCUCAGCAACAGGCAGAUGGCAGUGAAUCAGAAGGCCCAGGAGGCGAAACAAAACCCAAGAAACCUGUGGGUGGGGUAGCAGUACUGCCACCAGGAGCAUUGAAUUUUGGCAAGUCCAGGAAGAAAGACAAGGACAAGGAUAAAGAUAAAGAUAAAGAUAAGGAUGUUGGAAAGGAUCUUCUGGAGGAGAAAGAAAAUCGAAACGACUUGAAUAAUGAAAGUGCAACUGACUUAAUUAAUGAUGACUCUGUAAUCAAUACUUCGGCAGAAGAGAAGUCACCACUAGGAAAGAAGGACAAGAAAGAUAAGAAGGACAAAGACAAAAAGGAAAAGAAAGAAAGGAAAGAAAAUGAGAGGAAAGAGAAGGACAAAGAAAAGGACAAAGAUAAAAAUAAGGAAAAGGAGAAGGAGAAGGAAGGAAAUGAGGAGAAAGCUGAAGAGAAAGAUAAGGAUAAAGAUAAAGAUAAGGAAAAGAAGGAGAAAUCCAAAAUUAAGAGCCCUGGUUUCCUGUUUAGCAAGAGUCCAAAGGGUAAGGACAAGGAUAAAGAUAAGGACAAAUCCAAAGAUAAAGACAAGGCUAAGGAUGGCAAAGCUUCUGAUAAAGAUAAGAAAGACAAGAAAAAUAAAAAGAAAGGGAAAGGAAAGGAUGCUGAAGAAAGUGAAAAUGAUAUAUCUUCAACUCAAACCUCUCCUAAGAAGGACGGUGAUAAGGAAACAAGUCCUGCAGGAGGUCAAGUAUCUCCACUUGGAGGAGGGCCACCACAGGGUUCUCCACAGCUUCCAGGAUACACCCGGGAGUAUGACUAUGAUGCUGAUGAUAACACUCCAACAGGAAGAAAGUUUGUACCUCAAGGCCAUGGAUUUACGUAUGAAGAACGUGAUCGACAAGAUCAACUUCUUGCAGGAACAGGAGAGGAAAUAUCGGAAUUGCAACGAUCGCCCACAUCCAGCAAACGGGCUACUGGCUUGGCAUUCAAUUAUGCUCCAGGUGAAGAUCAAAAAGUAGUGGAAUCUGUUGAAAAACGAAAACUUUUAACUGAUAAGAAUGCUGCUAGCAAAGAUGGUGUGACUCCAUUAGUCAUCAGAACCCCUGGUUUAGACUAUGUGGAAUCUGCUGCCAGAAGGGAACAAGCAAAGGCAGAUUCAAAUAUUCCAAAUACUGGCCAUGGCUCUGGGUCACAUUAUGGUACUGAAGGCAACAUUUCUUCAAGAGAAAGGAGGGCUUUGGACAUGCAUUCAGGUGGUGCCAUCCUCCCACAUCAGUCACAGAAAUGCGCACAACCAGGUUAUGAUCAGGACAGUUAUGGAACUGGCCAGUUGGAACAGUAUCCCUCUCACAAUAUUGCUAGUUAUGAUGAAGGUUUAGGUGGUAGAAAAUUCCCAUAUGGAACUGGAAAUGAGCAGUAUGAGGGUUCAGGAGCAUUACCUUCUAGUGCAGCAUUCAUUGCAUAUGAAUCAGGGCGAUACCCAGCUCAAGGUGCAGAGGAUGAAAAGGUGAAAAAUCAGCUUGGUGGUUACUUUGCUCAUGGACAGUUAGGAGGUUUAUCUAGUGAGCCAUUUGUUGGUGAUGGUAAUAAGGAUGGAACAAGACCAGCUAAUGCAGCUGCUAUGGGUGGAGUUGCAGUUGUGUCAGGAACAAAAUCCAAGAAUCUGAAGAAACAUGGAAGUGGUGCUGGAGGCGACAGCUGUACAGAAAGUGAUGGAGAAGAAGGUUCUAGUAGUGAUGAUCUUUCUGACUAUGCCGAAGGAAAAGGAGAACAUGUCCGUGAACUCCAGGGUGUAGCCAAGCUCAAGUUUCCCAGAACACCAAAGAAGUCUGGAAAAGGAAAAGACUCAUCUAAGGAUUUGAGUUCCCCUGCAGCGUUAACAGCUCCUAAAAUUGUUAAAACGACAACUAAACAGAUGGUAGUGAAAGAUAAGGAAGGUGUAACACAGAACAUCGAAGAGAAAGUGGAAGAUCUCACGCCUGGAGGUACCGGAGCGAUAACAGUCUCAACACAAGUCAAUAAGGCAGAAGGUGUGGAUGAUGGCCGCUCUCCAUAUGUAACAGCUACUGCAGUAACAACCAGGACAGCUACAACACAUGAAGACAAAGAGAAGAAUGCAAAGACAAGCCAGGUUGAAGAGAAGACAGUGGCUACAACGAUGACAACUAGUGCCACUCGGCAGGAGCAGCGAGUGGUAACUCAAGAAGUUCGUGCCACAUCCACUGUGCUAGCCAAUGAUUCACAGGUGUUUUCUAGGCGCUCAAGUACUUCGAGCACAAGCUCAAACGACUCGGGAACUCCAAUUGAUCUCCUUGAUGAACCAUCCCUACCACUUGGUGCUAGUGCUGGCCUUUUUUAUGCAAAUGGUGCAACAGGUUACCAGCCUGGCAGUAGUGGGCCGCAGCCUAUUGUGCAGACAGAGAGCAUGGUAUACAGUGACCCUUCAACCCUAGGGGACCCAGACCUACACAGUACAACACAGGUUCCAGUGGUUGCAACAGAGACACGCAAGGUGGCACUGGAAUCAGAGGAUGGAAACUACAGUGCUACUGGGGAGAUUGUCAGUUCCCAAACCAUUAGCAGCAAAACCCGUACUGUUGAGACCAUCACAUACAAGACAGAGCGUGAUGGUGUGGUUGAAACUCGAGUAGAGCAGAAGAUUACGAUCCAAUCUGAUGGUGACCCAAUUGACCAUGAUAAGGCUUUAGCUGAAGCAAUCCAAGAGGCAACAGCCAUGAAUCCUGACAUGACAGUAGAGAAAAUUGAGAUCCAGCAGCAGACAGCGCCUCAGUGAAAUCUCCUGUGGUUGGAAGUUCAUCAUUCCCAUAAUCACAACAGUGGGGUGUGUGGUAAGUGGCAAAUGUAUGUUUCAGAAUGAAACAUACUACAAAAGUGAUAACAGGAUAUUGCUGCUUCUGUUUAUAACAAUAAACCAGUAAUUUCAGUUUGAAAAUUACUUUAAAAAAAAAGUCAUCUGUGAGCAAAGUCAAUCAUCUGUGAUUGAUACUCUUCUCUUUGCACUUUUAUGUUAUAUGCAUUUAAAAAUGCAUUAUUUGUACAUUAUGUUCUUGGGGUGGUAGCACAUGCACAUUUACAAACCAAAGGAUGGAAAUUGAUUAAACCUUCAAUAUCGAUGUUGAGCAUAAUAUUUAUGUAACUGCUGACAUGUAUUUUAGCUGAUAAUUGUAGAAAAGAUUUUAUUUUAUUACUAAUGAAUUUUUUUAGUAUGAUAGUGAAUUUCAUAUACAGUACAACUGUUAUUAAUUACUGGCAGGAUUAUGAGAUUAUGAUGAAACCUGUUGUAACUGCCAGUCUCUCCCUGCAGAUAUUACUGAAUUUAAGUCUUUCUAACUUCAGUGUUACAAAGUGUUUUAAAAAUAUAGAAUGAGUGCCUCUUUCAAUGUAUUGUUUUGGGUUAAUUUGUCAUGGACAGAUUUCCUUAUUAUUGAUGUAACAUACUACUGGUAAGUAAUUACAGUGCUCCCUUUGUAUGUUCUCUGUAAUGCAAUGGUGUAUUGAUUUGUUUUGUCAUGAUACUACCAGACUUUAAAAUAAAAACACUUCACAUCAGUUUGUAAAGUUACUUUCUGUAUAAAGGUAUAUAUACAAGUACUUCUUCACCUAUACAGGUCAUUAGUAGUUACGUAAAGUAAAAAAGGAUACAGGUUUCAUUGUAAUGUCAUGUCAUAUAUCUUGGUGUAUUUUUAACAUUGCAGUUUAAAUUUGAUUAUACUGAUUUAUCUUCAUAUGUCACUGUCUGAAUUUUAUACUGGGGUACAAAAUAAUGACCCUGUUAUAGUCAGAAUACAUCUAUAAAUAUUUUGGUACUCACAGUAAUUACAUCGGUAUUUAAACCUAAUCACUUUCUUUCCUGAUCUAAUAUUCCUGCUAAAUGUUUUAGAGAGAGAGCUUGAUAAUUUUUGUGUAUAGACUUGAAAAUAAUUAUGUUUCUAAGCUGUUGAGGUACAUAUAUUGUGGUUGAAGGAUGAAAAUAAUAAUAUAUAAAAAUAUAGAAUAUUUUUGUCUUGAAUACAGUCUACAGUCCAAAGGAAAUAUUUGGCUGAAAGGGGUAUUUGUUAAUAUCAAAAUGAAGACUAGAUUUGUAUCAGAAUUCUUGAGAUGGUUAAGAUUUCAUUUCUCAGCCAAUUGAAUUGUGAAUUUAGGUACAGAAUUUGGUGCUUUAUUUUCAUAUGCCUUAAAUACAAAGCUCCUUGAAGCCAAAAUCAGUUUAUGGGUGAUGUGAAUGAUGCAGACCAGAAAAAUGCUUUUCUUAUUUCAUGUAUGCAAAACAGUCUCUCAUUCAGUCAUGUGGUUAACACCUUUUAAAGAGCUUCCCUUGCACUUUGAAUGCGCAGCAGGUCCAAUUGUAACUCUGGAAUUGUUAAAGGUAUAUUUUGAGUGAGGAUAAAAUGUGUUACUGAAGGGAUUAAUUCACAGAUGGGAUGAAUCGUGAUAAGGCAGGAGUCAUCUGAAGCAUCUUCUAGCUGAUGAAAUCCAUUGCAUGGAUGCAGUUAUGAUUCCAGUUGUCUGUUAUGGUGGAUGUUUUGAUUGUGAUACAUAUUCAGUAUUUUAUGGCAGCUUGUAUUUUAGUGACAGUUGACUAACAGAGUUUCAGGCAUUUAUCUUACUACUGUUCUCCUCUAAGCAGGUAAAAGAAAAGCAGGUGCGAAAUACAGUGAAAUAUUUCAUAUAUUUUACAUAUUAUUUGCAAGAAACUGAAAAUGUUUAUAGAAAAAUAUCUAUACAGAACACAAGCGUGUGUUCAGAUUAAAAUAUUUUUGGAUAUUUGUAUUAUUUUUCUUAAUUUUGUGUGGUAGCCACUGUUACUAGGAAAUGAAAUUCACGAACAUAAUCUCUAAGGUUCAUGAGUCCAGAACUAUCUGAUCAACUACAUUUCAUUCACAUCAAUUUCAAGGGUACCAACUGCUCAUUUGAGCAGCUAAAGCUUUUGUUCCUUUCAUCAUAUAAAUAUGAUCUAGCUAUAGUCUGGCUACAUAUUAGUGUUGAUAGAAAAGUUACAUAAAAUAAAUACUGAGUCUUAAUGUUUCAGAAACAUCAGAUUUUGCAGCAGAAGGCACUUGCAUAGUCUGAAUAUGCCAUUUCUUCUAUUGCCAUCAUUCAGAUCAUCAUAAGUAUGCAAGGAAGGUUGCAUGCCUUGCAUUUAGCUGUAGUAUAAUAAUCUGUUAGUCAAAGAGAAAGAGAAAGUGGUACUGUAGUUCAGUUGUAUUUUUUAAAAUAAUCUUUAUACUGUAAAUGUUUUAUCUGUAUCUGAGAUAUGUUUUAUUUUCUUUUCACAUUAUUAAUAUUAGUUUUUUAUAUACAAAUAACAAUGUCAUUUAGUUAGGGGAAAAAUAUGUCUGUGCAUUGUGUUCUGUCAUCAUCAUUUUAAUGUUGCACAAAAGCUUUGCCAUAUGAUGCAGUUAUUGACGUGUUUACAAGACAGCUCUUACCUUUGUAAUUUUACAUACUUGCUGAGGUGUAUAGCUAUAUUCAAGUGACUAAUUAUAAUUUCUUUAACCUCAAGUCAGUGAUAUAUGGAUGCUUACAGAUGAAAUUGAGCAGAAAUGAGAGCAGUUUCUUACAUAACUAUCUACAGUCAAAGCAGAUCAGAAUAUUUCUUUUCUCAGAGCCACCUAGUCAAAAUAAAGUUUGCCUGCCACCACUUUUCACCACAUUAUCAAUUAUUACUUGAAUUUACUUUGCAAACCAUCUGCCUUUGUAAGGAGGCCUUUUAUACUGCUGAAAAUUCUUUGUAUAACAUAAUCAGAUAAAUUUAUUUCAUAGCAGCUGAAAAAGUUGAUUCUCCUACAGUUUUUGCAAGAAAUACAUGCGGGUCGCAGAUUUAUGCUUUGAUUUUAAUGAAACACGUUAGAUGGUUGUGUAAGAUUGGUGUGCAUGGAACUCAGGUGUUAACAGAACGCUGCUUUUUGAUUCCUGCCUGCCAGUAAAUAUGAAAUUUGUAACAUUUAUGAUGCAUUUACCCAGACAUGGCUUAGGUAUGACAAUAAGGUAGACUAGCUUGUGAUGGUAGCUGCUGAUGAGUCGGGACAUUUUCUUGAUUGGAGAAUAAAGUAAACGUAUAACUUCUUACAUAUUCUGCCCAUAUACAAGCAAGAAACAUUAAGGGGGCUUUCUUUUGAAUAAACCUUUGGUUUCUGUCUAUAAGUAAAGCAUGUGUAAAGUAACAUCUCUCUCUCUACCCUUUCUGCUUAUUGUGAGGAAAGGUCCUAUACAAACCUGAUUAUUUUUAUGUUUAAGAACAGCAUGCACAAUGCACACAAUGGAAGAAGUAAAAAAUGAAAGUGCUUGUUGUAUUGUAAGUGCUUAGAGAGAAAUAAAACUUCAGCUUUUAUAUAAAAAGAUUUCGAUACAUGAAUAAGUUGCCUCUGUAUCUUGGAACCUCAUAUUUUUCAAUAUUUACUGUGUACUGAAAUCUGUUGACCUGAUAACAUAUUCUACUUGAAUUUCCAGAAGCUUGAACAUUUUGAGCUGUCUUGUAUUGAUUUAUACAGAAGAUCAUUAAGUGGAUAUCUUUGGCACCAUACCAUGGCACAUCCUCAGGAUGCAUGCGGAGACACCCUCCAGAUACGGACAGUCACUGAAAGCACUGAAUAAGCAGUAACAGCUGAAAAGGGGUUAAUCUCCAGCUUGGAGGUUGGGCAUGGAGGUGACAACUUAUAAAAGAACCAACAUGUUAACUAAAUGUCACAUAGGCCCUUAGUGUAAAAUAAUUUGUCUCAGUGUUCGUAUGUAUGCAACUCAAUAUCUGACCCUAAAAUAAAAAUAUCGGGACCUGAAAAGGGGGACUGAAUCGAUGGAACGAGAACAUUAAUUUUCAGUUUUGUAAUUAUACUCUUCACCAAAUAUUACUAGGAUUAUUCAGUUGAGGAGGAUGAGAUGAAUGGGAUAUGUACUAGGCAGAAGGAAGGCAAGGUCUUUUGGAAGUGGAAUGUGCGUGUGAGCUAGAGUUGAGUGGCUCAGGAUAUGGUCUGGUAGUGGCAUUAUUAUUCCUAAGUGUUUGUAACUGCUGUAGCGUUCUGUUUGUGGUGGCAAACCCAACAGAAUAUUUAUAUUGCUAAAACAAAAUACAGGACAGCACAGACCAUGACCCAAUCCAGAUUUGAACCUGUGUGCCCUGCAACGUUGGAUUACUGGGAUUGUCUUUCAACUCCAUGGUUAAUUAUAAUCAAAUCUGGUUAUGCAGAGAUGUAAUAAAUUUUGUGAGCCUUCUGAAGGGAUCAUAUAAUUUGACAGAAGUAUGAAAUACAGCACUGUUACAUUC
Molecule: messenger RNA, 8776 nt
Organism: Cryptotermes secundus
Lineage: Eukaryota; Metazoa; Arthropoda; Insecta; Blattodea; Kalotermitidae
Product: protein 4.1 homolog
Exons: 20
Coding region: 146-4288 (1380 amino acids)
Cellular component (GO): plasma membrane; cytoskeleton
Molecular function (GO): actin binding; structural molecule activity
Source: RefSeq, a predicted model, not a curated record